Penicillium griseofulvum is the source of this 1575-nucleotide messenger RNA. Its product is annotated as phosphotransferase family protein. Lineage: Eukaryota; Fungi; Ascomycota; Eurotiomycetes; Eurotiales; Aspergillaceae. Bases 1 to 1575 code for a protein of 524 amino acids. The record is from RefSeq and is a predicted model, not a curated record. The transcript has a single exon.
AUGGGACAUCUUUCAAAAUCUCUUUCCGAAUGUCUUCGGGGAAUCGCUGGGGCAAUUACUUCAUUCUCAUCGUCAAUCUUGGAUCAUGUCACGCUGAAACUACUACGUGGAGAUGAUGAUUCUGACAACGGGAAUGAUGAUUUGGAUUCUCUCGACAUAGAUCCAUUCGAAGCUGUAUUGGAGAGAGUGAAAGUGAAGCACAUCGGUAAAUACGUGGCAGGGAUUCGAGUGAAAACUCAAUCGAGCAACAAGAAGAAAAUCCCUGUUGUCGAGGUCGGGUCUCCUUCUUGCAAUGGGGAGCACAUGUGCUAUAGGGUGAAGUUUGCCGACGGGGUUAGCUGGCUCCUCAAGGUCCCAGCCAUUGGAACCCCCGAUCAAUUUGGCGAAGGUGAUGCUGAGAACCUUCGCUCAGAAUUCUUGACAAUGAGGAUGCUACGGCGUGAGACAACUAUCCCAAUCCCCGAAGUGUUUUCAUACGACAAUACAUGCAAAAACAAGCUCAAAGUUCCCUUCAUUCUCAUGGAGUUCAUCGACGGUCGGCCUUUGGAUGAGGUUUGGCAUGAUAGGGAAUCUCCAAAAGAAGUUGUGCAGGCUCGACGCACGCGCUGUCUGCAGGAUAUUGCUGCUGCGUAUGUACAGCUUGGAAAAUACACAUUCAAGAAAAGUGGCCCUUUGAGAUUUGACGACAAAGAUUGCCCUAUAGGUGUUGUACCCGUAAACAGGGAUCCAUUCUCGGGCCUCAGAGAGGGUUACACUUCUAGUCUGGACCGGUGGGGCGAACAGGAUAGUGAGUAUAAAAGGGGAGCUGUAAAGCUUCUUCGAAUGUUUAUCGACUGGACUCCCAAGCCAAGUGGCGAAGAAUCAUUUGUUCUAAGCCAUCCAAACCCCAACAUCUUCAACUUCCUUGUUGCAGAGGACGGUUCUGUGCGGGGAAUCCUUGAUUGGCACCGCACGUUUGCUGAUUCGCCAAGCGUAGGGAAUGAGACAUACCCACUAUGGCUGAUGCGCGACUGGGCUCCGGGCUUAUAUAUAUGGAGCGAAGAGAUGGAGCAGGGAAUCCAUGACGAGAGAUACGUUUGGGAAGACUCACCGGACACACGGAAGUUCUAUCGAAAUGUCUACGCGCAAUGUAUCGCAAAUCUGCUACCUGAAAGCGAAAACGCAAAAGUGACCCGUAAUUCCAUUCUCUUCCGACACUUGGAGAUGGCAGUGGGGGACUCAAUUUUUGGCUUCGGUUUCGCCGAUCAGAUCCUUCGUGAAGUUGUGAAGCGCAUGAAGAACGUGGAUGACACUUGCCAAUCUGCUUCAUGCAACACACCCAAGAACAACGAAAAUGACAAUGAUAGCCAAGAUGAUAGUACUACCAAAGAGAAGGAUGCGACAUGCAAUCAAAAUUCACCGAACGAGUCCGAAGUCAAACCGGAACAUGGUGGUAUCGAAGCAGACAAUGGCGGAGAAGACGAAGACGACUUUUUUGAUGUUGAUGAGUUUCUCGAGAAUUUGGACAGAAAUGGUCUCUGUGAGCACCGACAAAGGCUGUUCAAGGCUGGAUUCGAGGCUUUAUUUACUAGGUAA